Molecule: messenger RNA, 1288 nt
Organism: Capsicum annuum
Lineage: Eukaryota; Viridiplantae; Streptophyta; Magnoliopsida; Solanales; Solanaceae
Product: vacuolar protein sorting-associated protein 2 homolog 2
Exons: 11
Coding region: 431-1111 (226 amino acids)
Biological process (GO): endosome transport via multivesicular body sorting pathway; late endosome to vacuole transport; protein transport
Cellular component (GO): ESCRT III complex; multivesicular body
Source: RefSeq, a predicted model, not a curated record
AAACGACCCCUUAAAGCUUCACGACUUGUGAGAAUUUCAACAAUCGACUCGUCAUAAGAGGCUUUCAGUACAACAGCUAACAAGCACAAUAUUGUAAUUUUCACGAGGUCAAAUUCUGUGAGGGUAGUUUAGUCAUUUAAUUUAUUCACAACGGCUACUUAUUUGCUGGCCGUUAGAUAAAAUCAUAGCCAAUCAAUCAGUUCACUGCACACUCCACUAGGCGCCGCUGCCAUUUGCCACUCUUUGCUCUGUGCUUCCUCUCUAAAAAAAAAAAGAAAAACCCCCCCCCCCCCCCCCCCCCCCAACAAAAAAAAAAAAACCUAACUCUUUUGAUCCCCAUUUUCAUGAUUUGGGUUUUCUUCAACAGCCAUUAGGUUUUUUCUUUCAAGAAAAUUCUAGGGUUUUCUUCAUCCAUUUCAAGGAAAAGAAGAUGGCUGCUGUCAAGGAGAAGUUAAACAGCAUUUUCAAGAAGAAGACCUCACCAAAAGAAGCACUGAGGACUAGCAAAAGGGAAAUGUCUGUUGCUACAAGAGGCAUUGAACGGGAGAUUGCAUCUUUACAAAUGGAGGAGAAGAAGUUGGUUGCAGAGAUCAAGAAAACAGCCAAAACAGGAAACGAGGCCGCCACAAAAAUCCUAGCUCGUCAACUUGUGCGCCUGCGACAACAAAUUGUAAAUUUGCAAGGUAGUCGUGCCCAGAUUAGGGGUGUAGCAACUCAUACGCAGGCACUAUAUGCUAGCACCUCUAUGUCUACUGGGAUGAAAGGUGCAACUAAAGCGAUGACUGCCAUGAACAAGCAAAUGGCACCUGCAAAACAAGUUAAAGUGAUCAGAGAAUUUCAGAAGCAGUCAUCACAGUUGGACAUGACAAUUGAGAUGAUGUCUGAAUCCAUUGACGAGACUUUGGAUAAAGAUGAAGCUGAAGAAGAAACUGAGGAGCUUACAAACCAGGUGCUGGACGAGAUUGGUGUUGACAUUGCAUCGCAGUUAUCUUCAGCUCCAAAAGGUCGGAUUGCAUCGAAGAAAGUUGAAAAUGUUACGCCCGCUAGUUCUGACACUGCUGCAGACGUUGAGGAACUUGAGAAAAGGUUGGCCUCUCUUCGAAGAAUUUGAUGAAGAACGUGCAUAUUUGUGGACAACUUUUUAUAUGUGAUCAUUGUAUAAAUUGGCUUUAGAAUUAUAAAUAUAGUAUGUACCAUGACACAAAUUUGUAUUUCUCAACUAUUUUUUCUAUAGCACCAAACAUCAACAUUUAUGCUGUGAGAAUGAAAUGGGAUCCUCUUUGGGUUA